CCUGCCUUUCGAUGGAAGGGAGCAUUUGUCCUUCGUUUCGGUAGAUCGUAUGGCGACUAAGAUUUGGUGCGCGGUGCUGGCGGCGGCGGUGUUGGCGGCGGCUACGACGGCCGAGGCGGAGGAGAUCAGCAAGAAGGUGAUCGUGGCGAUGGAAGGGCUGGUGAGCUGCCAGGGCUGCGGGAGCGUGGGCACGUGGGAUCUGUCGGGGGCCCGGCCUCUGCCGGGGGCGAGGCUGGUGGUGACGUGCCGGGACCACCGGGGCCGGGUGGUGCUCUACCGGGCGGCCAAGGCGGACAAAAACGGCUACGUGUUCGCGGAGCUUUUCACGACGACGAUGCGCGGCGGAUACUUCGACCCCGCGGAGGCGUGCGGCGCGCGCCUCCUGGAGUCGCCGGACCAACGUUGCAGCGCCGCCACCGACGUCAACGGAGGCCUGCAAGGGGCGCCUCUCCGAUUCCAGAACACCACCGUCCCGGGGCAGUACGCCGACAUCGACGUCUACGCGGCCGGGCCGCUGGCCUUCCGGCCGCCGCACUGCCCGCCCAAGACCUCCACGCAAUCCCAAUCGAGCGAUUAGCUAAUUAAUUAAUCUUCUCUGUGAUAGUUUAAGGUUUCAAUUUUUUGAAUCGUCUUGAAAUGAUAGAUCAUGCAUGUAACUGUCAGUUACAAACGCUGUUCAUGGGGCAUAUCUGAGUGCCAAAAUAAUAAUAUUGUUAUCGAAUACUUUACCAUCAGAAUUUUCAAAUUUUUU
Molecule: messenger RNA, 751 nt
Organism: Zingiber officinale
Lineage: Eukaryota; Viridiplantae; Streptophyta; Magnoliopsida; Zingiberales; Zingiberaceae
Product: non-classical arabinogalactan protein 30-like
Exons: 1
Coding region: 50-577 (175 amino acids)
Source: RefSeq, a predicted model, not a curated record